Molecule: messenger RNA, 637 nt
Organism: Pseudocercospora fijiensis CIRAD86
Lineage: Eukaryota; Fungi; Ascomycota; Dothideomycetes; Mycosphaerellales; Mycosphaerellaceae
Exons: 1
Coding region: 64-447 (127 amino acids)
Source: RefSeq, a predicted model, not a curated record
ACCCAAGCGCCCUUGCGAAAGCUGAGUGGAAUGAGCAGUACUUGAAGGCCCGGCGAUCAGCGCAUGAGACGUACAGAUUCUUCCAGCUUCAUCAUCAACGUCCUUGGAAUCUGCCUCGUGAUGAUCACAGGGCUAUUAUCGGAGAUGGGGCAUCAAAAUUCAAGUGUCCUGGUUCGAUGCACGGUACCAGGCAGAUCCCUCAUGGACUUUCUCGCACGAUUAUUGGCAGCAGUAAAGUACUGCGAGCGCUCAGAAAUCCUGGGAUUUGGAGAGGAGUCUGCCCGCACAAAGCCUGUCGAUGCCGCAUCGAAUAGCAGGCGCCAAAAACAGAAAAAAAUUCUAAAACCCUAUCGCUCGAAGAUCGAGACAUCUCAGGCCAUUACUUUCGGCAAGUCCUAUCGUCACUCACAUCACAUGUGGCGAAAGAAACUCUUUCUAGGGCCAUGAAAGAAGAAGAAAGGCUUCCUUCGUCCGGACCUGAACAUACGGAUCCUUCACUUCGAAACUUCACGAUCUCAUCACUGAAGCUUGAGCUUCUUCUUCACCGCAACUCAACUCAAAAUGUUUCGUCACAAGAUACAUAUACAUGUACAUACAUACUACAAAUUUCGCCAAGGUCAACCGAACAACGACGACG